AUGGCCGCUCCAGGCUGCACCUUCGAGCCGUCGGAGCAGGAGCUCACGGACGUCUGCCUCUACGGCAAGAUCACCGGCGCCGGCCGCGACGUCGGCGCCAUCCACGUCGCCGACGUGUACUCCGCCGACCCCGAGACUCUGGCGAAGUCCUUCGCGCCCGCGCCCGGCACCGGCAGAGGCGACAAGGAGCCCGAGUGGUACUUCUUCAGCCCCGUGCGCUACGCCAGCAAGAAGAAGAACUCCGGGAGAAGGGCGCGCAUCAUCGGCUGCGACAGCAACAAGAAGUGGCACUCGGAGAUCGGGGCGGUGCCCGUGGAAGGGAGCGCUGUCGGAGGCCACAAGGUGAAUCUCACGUACAUGGUCAGGAGCAAUGCGUCGGGGGAGAAGAAGAAGCACGAAAGGGCUGGGUGGAUCUUGGCCGAGUUCGGGAUCGCGCCCGAGCAUGGCGGCGGCCAACUCGAGCUCUGCAAGCUCCACCGCUCGCCCCACUUCCAGGAGACGGCGGCUGGUUCCAAGAAGAGGAAGGCCGCGGCCGCUGACGAGCUCUACUCGGCAGAUCGAUGCAAGAACCUGUGUCUGCGACAAGAAAUGCCUCAGGACCGGCCAAGGGAGCUCAUCGCCGGCAUCCUCACCCUCCCCUCUAUCCGCCUCCUCCUCCUCCCCGAUCUCCCCCAGACCCAUCAUAUGUUGGUCAAGGAAGAUGAAUAUGUGAAAUCAAGGGCCGAGUUAAUUGAGAAGGAGCUAUCAAUUUUUACAAAUUCUGAAGAGAAGGUAACAGCUGUUGCAGAUGUAACAUGA
Messenger RNA from Brachypodium distachyon (stiff brome), 798 nucleotides. Its product is annotated as NAC domain-containing protein 53. Gene Ontology annotation, molecular function: DNA binding. NCBI's taxonomy places the organism in Eukaryota, Viridiplantae, Streptophyta, Magnoliopsida, Poales, Poaceae. Gene Ontology annotation, biological process: regulation of DNA-templated transcription. The coding region runs from base 1 to 798 and encodes 265 amino acids. The record is from RefSeq and is a predicted model, not a curated record. The transcript has 5 exons.